Messenger RNA from Thlaspi arvense, 597 nucleotides. NCBI's taxonomy places the organism in Eukaryota, Viridiplantae, Streptophyta, Magnoliopsida, Brassicales, Brassicaceae. The record is from the annotation of a GenBank genome assembly.
AUGAUGAAGCUUUGUCCUUGUUUCAUCAAUCCACAACAGCUUGGACCAAAUUCUCCUAGAGAUUCAUUUGAUGAAGGUCUUACAGCUUAUAGAGGCCAUAGCCGUAAACUUUUUGCUCUCUUCACAUUUCGCUCACGCCGCAAAGGAAGCUCCAGGCAGAAGUACAUAACGGACGAGAUAAAGAAGUAUGGGAACGUGAAGAACGGUGGACGAAUCUUCAAGUUCAAGGAACUAAUAGCUGCAACAGACAAUUUCAGCAUGGAUUGUAUGAUUGGUGAAGGAGGUUUCGGAAGAGUCUACAAAGGCUUCCUCACCAGCCUAAACCAGGCGGAGCCAUUGUUGAGAGAUAGGAGGAUGUUUACGAGGAUUGUGGAUCCGAAUCUAGAAGGGAAUUAUCCAGUGAAAGGGUUGCAUCAAGCUCUAGCGAUUGCUGCAAUGUGUUUGCAAGAAGAAGCAGAGACUAGGCCAUUGAUGGGAGAUGUUGUCACAGCACUUGAGUUCUUGGCUAAGCCUAUAGAGGUUACUGAUAGUACUGAUACAACCACAACUACUCCUGCUUUUGCUACUCAGAUAUCAUCAUCAUCAUCUGAAAUAUAA